Messenger RNA from Centruroides sculpturatus (bark scorpion), 4783 nucleotides. RefSeq lists its product as uncharacterized. Gene Ontology annotation, biological process: SCF-dependent proteasomal ubiquitin-dependent protein catabolic process. Lineage: Eukaryota; Metazoa; Arthropoda; Arachnida; Scorpiones; Buthidae. Gene Ontology annotation, molecular function: protein binding. The coding region runs from base 116 to 1594 and encodes 492 amino acids. The record is from RefSeq and is a predicted model, not a curated record. Gene Ontology annotation, cellular component: SCF ubiquitin ligase complex. The transcript has 4 exons.
CAGCACGCUUAUUCUGUACUAAAUCGUGACACGUGGCCACUCGAAAGCAACAGAUGGCAGCACAUUGUUACUUGUUAUAGUGUUUUCGGUCACGUGGCUUUUCGUAUAUGUCAGGAUGCCGAAAAGAAAAUGCGUAUGUACUUUGAUAGAAUGCUGCCUUUACAACAUAGCGAAGAAUAUAGACAAUUAUUGGUGUUUUCGGUACUUACGAGACACCGAAAAGUACUUAUACGUGAUUGGUCCGUUUGAGGAAUUAGCUGAACAUCUUAUCGAAGGCCUUAUCAAAAUAUUUCAUAAAAAUAAGUUACUAAGACACCAUCAUCUAAAGAUUUUAUUAAAUUCGUCAAUACGAAAAUUGAAUAUCAGUGGAUGGAAUGGAGACUUAGGUGAAAUUAUACCCACAGUUGCAGUAAAAUGCCAGAAGUUAACUCAUCUUAACAUUAGUGGUUGUUCCAAUAUACCACUGAAAGCCUUUCUACAACUUCCUGAAUCCUUGCCUUUGGUCGUAUCUUUAAAUUUUGGAUGUACAAAAUGUUUCGAUCAAGUCUUAGGAAAGAUUGGAAAAUUCUGUAAGCAUUUAAGAGAACUUGAUGUGAGUUUAACACCUGUAACUGACUUUGGAAUAUCAAGUUUAUGUAUUAAUAUGGAUGAAUUGGAAGAUGGAAAAUCUUCUGCUUCAAAAUUAAUCAAACUUGUUAUUUCAGAGACGAAAGUAACAAAUAAGGGAGCUAGAUGUGCUUUAAUUAAUUUACCUAAUUUAGUCAAUCUCGAGUAUCAUAAUAGUUUGGAUGUUGUGACUGAGUUAUAUGAUUGCGAAUAUGAUAGACAAUACAAAUUACUUCAGUUAUCCGGAGAAAAUAUUAAAGGAGAACGUAUUCACGAACGCUAUUUUGAAAUUGCCCACACGUUAUGCCCAAACGUGACUUACUUGAAAUUAGUGGACGUAGCACUCUCAGACGACGAUCUUUUGCUUUGUGCAGGAUUUGAAAAUCUGACCCAGUUUCAAUUGCUUUGUGGACAGACAUCAUCUGUUACAUUUUAUAAUGGUAUAACGGCACUUUUACAAAUGAGAGGUACACAGAUCACAGCUUUAGAAUUAGGUGACAUUGAUGUCAUUAACAUACCAGUAAUUGGUCAACUGUGUCCAAAUUUAGAACUGCUAUCAUUAUAUAUGAUAGCAAGUUACGAUUAUAUGUUUCAACAUAAAUUAUGUGACAUAGCGGAUCCAUUUUCACGUCUUAAAGAAUUAGAUCUUAUAUUUUUACACGAGGUAGAUAUACCUGAAGUCUUUUUAAAACUUUUACUUACACAAGCAAAACAUUUGAGGCUUUUUCAUCUUCACAAUAGUGAGAGCUUAAGCGACCAACUUUUUCUAGAUGUGCUUACUGUAAAUCCUCUAUCCGAAAUUAAAGAUGUCGCUUUCGAACAUUGCCCGCACAUUACGGGAAACAUGUUAAAAGCCCUGUUGAUGAUGGAAAAUGAGCUGGAAACUUUUAACUGCUUAUGGUGUAGUAAUUUUACCUUGAGAGAAUUUCAAGAAUGUGAAAAAUAUGUUCGUGAACAAAAUUUAGAUGUUAAUAUGCAAUGGUUAUGAGAUUAGAAAUUUUUUAGCGAUUAUAAUAUUUAAUUAGAAUGCUAAACAUCAUAAGUUUCCAGCAUGUGUAAUUAAUAAAAGGAAAGUUUCGCCGUCAUUUCUUAUCCUGCCGACAAGAUUAUUACACCAGUAAACAACUUAAUAUGAUAUUUCCUUUUCUCUAACGUAAGUUCACAUUAAAAUUAUUUUAUUAUAUUGUUUAUUAGUUAACACAGUAGCAGAAAAAAAGAAACAUUUUACAAGCGUUAAACUUUACAAAAACUUACAUUAUUAACUUCUUUCUGCGCUUUCACCUUGUUUUCAUCGUCAUCGUCUGAAUUAUCCGAAUUACUCUAAGAAUAAAAACAGCAAUUAUAAUGCUUGCAAAUUAUAAUUUAAAACAAAAUACAAUCCACUAACCCUGUAUCCAUGCUUGAUAAUUGUCUCCUCUUCGAUACGAAAUUGUAAAUCUUCUACUUUUCUGUAAAGUAAAAAGUCAAAUAAAGAAGAAAAUAUGUCGAAUAUUAAAAAUGAAGUCAGUACAGUACCUUCUCUCUUCUUCCAAUCGAGCUGUUAAUUCCUUCCUCUCCUGUUCGCUUUCGUCUAACAGUUGUCUUAGGUAUGCUAUGUUAUAUUCACUCUGCUCCAUAUACUGAUCGUGCUCCAAUUGUAAUGUUUCUAAAUUCUGUUCUGCCUGAUGAGAAGAUAUCGAUUACGUAAAACAAAUCGAACUUAUUCUUUCCAGUGCUUCCCAACCUAGAUAUGGUACCACCCUUUAUGACGUGCCGCAGGGGUGGUAGCUGCGCUAGUUUCAAGGUCAUUUAUGGGUUCCUAAAGACGUAUUAAGUCUGUUGUGUCUAUGUAUAUUGCUGCUCAGGAUAGAAAAGUUAAACUAAUUCAUUUACUUUGGGGGAUAGACUGCUCGAAAUAUUCAAUGAUCCAUGAUUAGUGAGUGUUAUUAAUAAAUAUUGUCUUGGUUGCUGUGUAAAAGUUAAAAGUGUCUCUUAAAUAAAAGAAUAUAUCCAUUUAGGGUAAGAUCUCGUGAUUAGUUUUAAUUUAGGAGGUGAUAUCAGCUUCCUUUUUAGAUUUACUGAAAUUUCCUUCACUCGAAAAGAUUUUAACAGGCAUUUUAUGCUCUGGAAUUUCGAUUGGGAACCACUGGGCUAACGUAGCCCGUUCAUUCAUACCUGUUUAAUUUCGGAGGCAGCGCGAGCUAUUUCCGCUCUCUCCAAGUCUCUCUCUCUCAACAACUGCUCCAGGUGUUCCUCCUUCUCCUUGAGAGCUUCCUAUAAGUAUUAAUGACGUCACGCUUUUGUAUGAACACGAACAAGCUUAAAUAGACAGCAGCUGUCUCACAUAAGAAGGAAAAAAUUCGUUUACACGAUCGGUAAUUGAAAAAGGAGGAUGUGUCUGUUAAUUAAAAAUACGUACGUCCCAGUUUCGACACUUUGAAGAGUGUAGCAACUUCUUGACCUCCUAACUCUGUUUCGACAUCGUGUUGAUAUAACUUAAAAUUAGAAAAGCCUUUCACGAGUUUAAAAAUAGGAGAUUUUUUACUUUGAAAUGACUGGGACUAAAAAAAUGAACUAACUGAUCCGUGCGUUUAUUGGAGUAUUCAUUUAUAAUGGAUAUAAUCCGCCUUACAACUGAUGAGAGCAUUUAAAACAUCGUUUAUAUCUGGAUCCCUAGAUUUCGAUUUUUAACUGGACUGGAGCCAUAAAUAGCGUGACUUGACGAGUUUUAAGUUGUAAACUACACGAGGAAUAAAUAUAAAUCAUUUUAAGUCAAGGAACUUUUUAAUAUUCUUUACUCUUAUUAAAAAUAUUACUGUUAAAUUGAGGCAUUAGCAUAGAGACAUGGGCUUUCAGGGUAUAAUUUAAUUGAUUAAUUAACACAUUACUAAGCUAAAGUUGAUAAUUAGCAUUAAAAGUUAGGAUUUAGGACUGGCAAUUACUUAGUGGACUGUAAAUUUUAUUAAGUUUUUUAUUUUUAUUUUUAAAAUCUCUGGAAGUGUUUGUAUUCUUAUAUAUAUUUAGAUAGUAUAAAGGAGUAUUUUUGUAGUAUUAAUUUAGGUAACGUGCGUAUAAUUUGUUAUGACAGCUGCUGUCUUCGAGUCUCGGAUGAUAAGCAAUCAAAACACAAUUUUUAAAAAAUUAUGCUUUUAUUUAUUUACUUCAUUUAAAUAUAAAGGAUACAAAAUUUAUUUAAAUUUUUUUUUUUAAAUCCCACCACCUUUCUAUGUACAUAUUUUUCAAAAAUUAUGAUGUUAACUUCAUGCACAUUAUUUUUUUUAUAUAAAAAAAAAUAAGAAAUAAAAAAAAAUAAUUAUAAACAUAUCAAUAAUGUUGACUAUAGCACACACCAAAGCGAAACAAAACAAAAACUUUUUUCUUCCAUGCUUGCUCGGAAGUCUUCAGACUUUCAAAACCUAAGUGCAGCCCAAUAGGGAACAAGAACACAAAGAGGGAGAAAAACACAAAAACAAAAAUCAGCAAAAUUCAAAGACACAUAACACACAGAAAAAAAAAAUGUACGUGCAAAAGCGACAAAAUUAGACUAUGUUAAUAAAAACAAACAAAAAUUUGGGUUAAUCUUUGGAAAAACGGGCCACGUGACCGCCAAUAUGUCAGUUUUAUUUUAAGGAUCGGGUGACUGUUAAGUGAUUUCCGGCUUUUGUCGUCGUCGUCGUCGCGAUGUCUUUUUCUUUACUGUCUGUCCUUUAUUGUGUGACAGAUUUUUUUUUCUUUUUCUGUUGAUAAAAAUUAAGCGAAUCGAAUCGCAUGAUAAUUAGAAUUCAUUCGACGUAUAUACGAAAGACCGCAGUUUUUACGUCGCAUUCAAUUUUAAACCUCAGGCGACGACACUAACAGUUUUUUUUUUUUUCACGCGAGUCGAAAUAUUGCGUGGAAUACACGAAAAGAUUCGAUAAUAUCAACAGAAACAUGCCAUCAAUAGGGGUAAGCUCUUGUUCCGAUCGAUACGAAAUCUGAUAAAACGUCACCCGAUCAUUAGCGUCACAUAACAGAUGCAUCAUUUUCAGCCAUGUGAAUAGCGCAUCAAUCAAGAAAAAUAACAAUAAUACAUGCGUACGAAAGCGUAUGACAUGAUUAUUUAUGCGAAGCUAACGUUAAAAAUUGUGCUACUUACCUGCAUUGCCGUAGUUGUUGCCUGAACGCUCGAGAUGACGGGACUCGCAGACUUCUAUAGAAA